AGCUCGUGCAACGACCUUGAGGCGCAGUCCGAGUGCAACCGCGCCAACGAUCAAGUGACCGACAUGGUCAACUCGGCCGGCCGCAACGCCGAUCUCUACCUCGAAGGCCUUCUCUUUAAGAACGCAUCCGUGACGCCGGCGCAAGCGUCGUACCUCCGGUCCAAGCUCUCGGAGGCCAUGGAGUGGGGCAAGCCCGUCGGCGACUGCGCGAAUGGGCUCACGACCGACACGCACCUCGCGACGAUCAACGACAUCUGCUUCUCAAUGCCGCUCUUCCAGCAGUGCGACGCGCUCGCAAAGUCCGUGCCGCAGUACUUUAGCAACAUCCACAACGUCCUCUCGGAGCGACUGCUCAACAGCUCCGUGUGA
Molecule: messenger RNA, 369 nt
Organism: Saprolegnia diclina VS20
Lineage: Eukaryota; Oomycota; Saprolegniomycetes; Saprolegniales; Saprolegniaceae
Exons: 2
Coding region: 64-369 (101 amino acids)
Source: RefSeq, a predicted model, not a curated record